GGAAACAUUGGCAGGAGAGCGAAUGAAGAAUGCAGCGGUAAGCCAGUAAGAGCCAACAUGCCGUUCCCGCCGCAAGCAAUUGUCGUCGUUAUUUUCGCCUAUCCAAUACCGGUUUAAAGAAGUAAUCGGUUGCCUGUCUCGCCUUCUCGCACACGUUUGUUCGUGAAAGGAACAUAAAUUAUCGUACAAAUCUUGUGUUUACGUUAAAAUAAUCGUGCCACACAAAAUUGUUUUUGAUUAGGGUAGGUUUCAUAUUUAAGUCUCACAUUUGUGAAAAUCGUGGUGGAUUUUUAUCUAAGACGAACCAUAAGCUGUAUUGUCAAUUGUAACUUCUCGAACAUUUAAAUAUUUUUCUUUCCUUAGCGCCGUUCGCCGUUUUAUUUAUCGCUAUCUUUGUCUAUCAUUUUUCCUUUCAUCUCUGUCAUUUUCCAUAUCCCCUCUUUUUGUUCAUCCCUUCGUCAUCGUUGGUCGCGAAAGGCAGACAUACGAAGCGCACGGAUUUAUAUUCGUGUAGCGCAAGAGAAUUUAGCUGCUUCGUAAAUAUGGCGUGUGAACCGUGGUGCUUUAACCGUGGCUGUGACGAAGCUCCUCAACGAUGGCUGUACAUCCUGUUGCUGACUUUCUACGUACUCGGGCAUCUUGGUUCAAGUUUUGCAGACAACUUAAAACAAUAUCAUUAUGAAUUGGAACAUAUCGGACAAUCAUCGCACGAAGAUGGGCCUGUUGAAUUCUCAUUUGUAUUCAAUAAUGAUAUGAUCGAUCAUGAAGAAGCAUUAGAAAGAUAUCGUCGAGCAGCGAUUAAUGAGAAUGAGAAAGUUCCUUCCGAGUCAACUCCACAUGAACAACAACGGCAGCAACAAGCUGCAUUGCAGCAGCCAUCUUCACAGUCUCAAUUGCAGCAACAACAAUCGCAAACAGUUGUGAAUGCUUCAAAUACACCAAUCAAUGUUUCCUAUUUGACGGAUUAUACGACAGAAUCAUCAAUUGCAACACCAUCUUCAUCUUUGACUACAGUUUCGACCGGCGAAAAGGAGAUUGUAAUGACUUCUGCAGUUCCAAUGAGCAAUCAAGAGACUUCGACAUCGAUAUACUUUCGAAAGAAUUCUUCGACCAAAGAAUCGGUUCCAUUUGUAGAUUUUCAAGGUAAGUCUAAUUCCACGAAUGACACAAUCGAAAGUAAAAAACAGACUAAAGGUACAGAAACUGUGGUAGAAACUACGAACAAUAAAGAUGAUUCUGAUGGUAAUAUUGGAGAAGUAUCCAUCGACAAGUUUUCAGACUUAACCAACAAGACUUUAUCCCAACACAAUAUCACAAAAACUGAGUAUGACACGCAUCAAUAUUACAAUAGCACAUUUAUCGUCGAUGAAGCUGUGGGGAAAAAAUAUUGGGUGGAUAUAAACAAUCAUCCAGAUUUGAAAGUCAAUUAUUUGCUCAGUCAGAGUCAUCGUCGAGCUGCGACAGUUAAAUUGAAAUUCGAUUUUCCUUUCUACGGUCACAAAGUUCGUAACAUCACCAUUGCCACUGGAGGAUUUUUAUAUACUGGUGAAUAUGUUCAUAGUUGGUUAGCUGCCACGCAAUAUAUUGCACCGUUGAUGGCGAAUUUUGAUACUCGAUUAUCGAAUGAUAGUUUCGUGAAAUAUGUUGACAAUGGAACAGCAUUUACAGUCGUAUGGGAAAAAGUUGUAUUGCAAGAUAAACCUGAUGCAGGAGCAUUCACCUUUCAAGUGACCUUACAUCAAAAUGGUGACAUCGUGUUCGUAUAUUCUGUGAUACCAUUGAUGGUUGAACAUAUUGAAGAUACGGCCCAUCCUGUUAAAGUCGGUCUUAGCGAUGCUUAUAUCAUGGACAGAAUAGUGUUUUUUGUGCGCAGGAAAACAAUUUAUGAAUAUCAUCGCGUAAACUUUAAUCGGCAAGAUAUUAAGAAUUGGACAGUAAUUUAUCUAAAUGCAUUACCUACCUGUUUAGAAAUGGAUAAUUGUAGAGAUUGUUUGACAAAGUUGAAAGGUUUCGAAUGUAAAUGGUGUUCAGAACUGAAUCAGUGUAGUACCGGAACUUUCAGAUCGCGACAAGAUUGGCUUUUAAAUGGGUGCGAUGUUCGUAUGAUAAAAGAAGUUGACAAUUGUCCAUUGCCAACUACAACGUGCAAGGAACACAUCGAAGAAUAUAAUCAUGCUUUACGCAUGCAUUCAGAAGAAACUGUUACUGUUAGUGAAAUGAAUGUGAAACAGGAAAAACCUGGAACGAGUCCCCUAGAGCGUUCUCAAGACAAUAUGAAUAUGGGAGUAUCGGGAAUUAUUGGAAUUCUUCUUGUAAUUAGUUUAAUUGUAGGUUUAGCUGCGUGGGCCGCAUAUGCUUAUCGUAAUCCUCAUAGUACAUCUGGACAAAUGUUAAUUAGGUAUCGACCAAGUCAAUGGAGCUGGCGGAGAGGAGAAGCUCGUUAUACGGCAGCAACGAUUCACAUGUAAAAACCAUGUAAUCGAAAUGCAGUCAACAAUUAGUAUAGCACUGUCGGACCAAACUUCCUAUUAAAUAUACUCUAUAUCAAGUCUGCAAGUUCAUCUAUGGAAUCGUUUUUCUGUAACGAUGCAUGUAUCGCUUUAUUAAUUGCCAUAUAUUGAUACAUAAGAUCUAUUUGUUGAUAUUAAUCUAAAAUAACAUUUUUAAUUAUUAUUAAUAUAUUUAUACUGAACAAAAUAUAAUUAUGUUGGAAAAAUUAAUAAGUAUUUCAAAUUGUAAAUUAUCUUAAACUUAUAACAUUAGUUUUUGAAAAAUGGCAAUUAAACCAUUAAUGACAAAAAUAUAGAGGAAACUUUUAAAGUGACCUUCACUCGGCGGGCGUAAUAAUAAUGAAAGUUUAUUGAAGUUUUAAAUUUUGUACAGUAAUAUUAAUGUUAUAAAAAUACGUAAAAAUGAGUUUAUUAUUGUUUGUGAAAAUACUGAACUGAUCUUUUACAGCGCAUAAUUUCUCUAAAGUUUUCUUUCGAAGUAAGUCACUACAACGCAAUAUUCGAAAGUUAAAACAUUUCUAGAGCAUAAUGAACAGUGAGAGACGAACGGAGACUGGUAUUACUUUACUGGCUGUAUGAAAAUAUUUGUCACGUUUUCUAAGUCGAAAUAAUUGUAUUGUCGAAAGACGGGCAAGAAAUCCUUUUCCUGGAUGUAAAGCGUUUAUGUGAUUUUAGUAUCAUGUGGUAUACUUUGUUAUUGUUUAAGAAUUCGUUUUUUAUCGUUAUAUAAAGUCCAGUAAUUGUUUAUACAUAUAAAUAUAUAUUUAUAUGUUUAUAUGUUUAUAAAUAUAUAUUUAUACAUAUGUAUAAUUUUUGCGUCGUAAAGAAAAAUAUUUUAAUAAAAAUCUAUUGAUCUGACCUAGCCUGUAGAAACUACAGUUCAAAUACAUAAGAAUGAAAUUUUUAAUCAAAUUUUCAAAUUUAUUUAGAUAAUUUAAUCAUAAAACAAACAUAUGAUUUUUUGUUAAACUCAUUUUCUUCUUUUAUUAGUGGUACAUUCCAAAAUAUACAAUCCCUUCCCAUAAUAUAUAAUAAAAUAAUAUAUCUAUGAACUGUAGUUUCAUUUUUAAAAUUUUAAAUACAUGUAUAUAUAUGUACGUAUUGAUACAUACAUGUAUAUACAUAUAUAUAUAUAUAUAUAUAAAAUAUAUAAAUAAUUAUAUAAAUAUAUUUUAUGAAAAGAUUUUUAAAUAUAUGAGCACCUAACUUAGAUACAUAAGAAGGCAAUGUGAAAAAUUCAUUUGUAACAUUAGAUCACCAGUGUAUAUAGUAGUAUAUUAAAACGAUAUAAUUUUUAUA
Molecule: messenger RNA, 3809 nt
Organism: Apis florea (little honeybee)
Lineage: Eukaryota; Metazoa; Arthropoda; Insecta; Hymenoptera; Apidae
Product: plexin domain containing lethal (1) G0289
Source: RefSeq, a predicted model, not a curated record